CUUAAACGACAUAAUCAUUACGUAGCAGGAAGUCAAAUCGACUGCGCAUAAUCGCUGAAACAGGAGCUUGUCGCCUUUUAUUCGGCUGCAUCAGAUAAACACGCGACUUACGCGGUGAAUUGUUAACCUUAGCUACGCGACAACCGCAACGACGAAAUAGUGUGAAAAUGUCUGCAAGGACCAUAGCAAAGUACGUGGAGGAAAAGGACCGUAGUCGUCGACGACUGGAAGCUCUUUGGCUGCAGCCUUACGUUGUGUUGCACAGAGCAGACAUCAGUGAAGCUAUUGCUAAGCAGCAGGAGCCAGAGCGCACUCGCAUUAAAGGGGACAAAGAGGUCCACCACUUCAAUGAACAAAUGGAGCAGAGGUUUCUUUGCUCUAUAAAAGAGGCCAAGUGGCCUUGUACUAAAGAGGAGGGAGAGGACUCCUGCGACAUUAAAAAGGAGGAGGAGGAGGAAGAUACCUGCAAGAUGCCAUUGACUGGUAUUCCUGUGAAGCGUUUAGAUGAGGGUCAACAUGAUGUGAGCAAAGGGGCAGAGCUUCCAAGCUGCAGCUCUAGUCAACAAAUGACCAGAGAAGGGGAUGGAGACCACUGUGGGGUGGAAAGAAAAAAGAAAAAGUUUUCCUGCUCAGAUUGUGGCCAAAAAUUUUCACAGAGGGGACAUCUAAGACGUCAUACAAGAAUCCACACCGGUGAGAAACCUUUUUCAUGCUCAGUUUGUGGCCAGAAAUUUUCCAGGAAGGGAAGCUUAGAAAGUCAUACAAUAAUCCACACUGGCGAGAAACCCUUUUCAUGCUCAGUUUGUGGCCAAAAAUUCUCUCAAAGGGGAACUCUAAAUAAGCACACAAGAAUCCACACUGGCGAGAAACCUUUUUCAUGUUCAGUUUGUGGCCAAAAAUUCUCUGACAAGGAACUCUUUAAAAAACAUACAAGAAUCCACACUGGUGAGAAACCUUUUUCAUGCUCUGUUUGUGGCCAAAAAUUUGGUCGUAAUGGAACUCUAACAAUCCAUACAAGAACCCACACUGGUGAGAAACCUUUUUCAUGCUCAGUUUGUGGCCAAAAAUUCUCUCAGAGGGGACAUUUAAAUACACACAGAAUAAUCCACACUGGCGAGAAACCUUUUUCAUGCUCAGUUUGUGGCCAAAGAUUUUCACUGAAGGAGCACUUAAAAACUCAUACAAGAAUCCACACUGGUGAGAAACCUUUUUCAUGCUCAGUUUGUGGCAAGAAAUUCUCUCACAGGGAAAGCUUAAUCGGGCACACAGGAGCCCACACUGGCGAGAAACCUUUUUCAUGCUUAGUUUGUGGCCAAAGAUUUUCAGUGAAGUCACACUUAAAAAGGCACACAAGAAUCCACACUGGUGAGAAACCUUUUUCAUGCUCAGUUUGUGGCAAAAAAUUCUCUGACAACGGAACCUUAAAAAGACAUACAAGAAUCCACACUGGGGAGAAACCUUUUUCAUGUUCAGUUUGUGGCCAAAAGUUUUCUCACAAGGUAUAUUUGAAAAAACAUACAAGAGUCCACACUGGUGAGAAAUCGUUUUCAUGCUCAGUUUGUGGCCAGAAAUUCUCUGAGAAGGGAAACUUAAUCAGGCACACAAGAAUCCACACUGGUGAGAAACCUUUUUCAUGCUCAGUUUGUGGCCAAUUAUUCUCUGACAAGGGAACCUUAAAAAGUCAUACAAGAGUCCACACUGGUGAGAAACCUUUUUCAUGCUCUGUUUGUGGCCAGAAAUUCUCUGAGAAGGGAAACUUAAAAAGUCAUACAAGAAUCCACACCGGCGAGAAACCUUUUUCAUGCUCAGUUUGUGGCCAAACAUUUGCUUACCAGCAAAACUUAAAAAAGCACGCAAUACUCCACACUGGUGAGAAACCGUUUUCAUGCUCGGUUUGUGGCCAAAAAUUUUACGUGAAACAAAGCUUAAAAAGCCACACAAGAACCCAUACUGGCGAGAAACCUUUUUCAUGCUCAGUUUGUGGCCAAACAUUUUCAGUGAAGAGAAGCUUAAAAAGUCAUACAAGAAUCCACACUGGUGAGAAACCUUUCUCGUGCUCAGUUUGUGGCCAAAAAUUCUCUGAGAGGGAACGAUUAAAAACACACACAAAAAAAAUCCACACCGGUGAGAAACCUUUUUCAUGCUCAGUUUGUGGCCAAAAAUUCUCUGACAAUGGAGCCUUAAAAAGUCAUACAAGAAGAAUCCACCCUGGCGAGAACCCUGUUGCCUGCUCAGUCAGUUGCCAAAGAGUCUCUGUUGAGAAUUCGGAGUGUCUUGGGGAGAUGAGCAGUGAUCCGUGAAGUUCUCACCUUCUAUUUGAGCAGACUUUGAGUUUAUGCAUCAAUGAUAAUUCUAUUCUAGUAUGUACCUUUUGAUUGAGAUGCUGAACAUCUUGUCUUUAUUACAGUGAGAAGUUCAUAUUUUAGCUUUAGUCAUGAAUUUUAAAAUAAAAUUAACCGGCCUCGGGACGAUAAUAGUUCUGUAUUUUCUAUUAUACUUGAUUUCAUUUUGGUUUUAGUUUAUGUAACUGCAAUUAGUUUUAUUCCUAUUCCCGGCAAGUUGCUUAGUUUUUAUUAUUGUCUGUUUAGGAUUUUGUUUUGCUCAGCUUUUCAUGUUCAUGUGGAUCAAUAAAAUGAAAAAAAAAUAGUGUUGGAUAUCCCCCAUUUUUCUUUUUUGUUACUUUUCCUUGCUAAUAACACUUUAAAAUGUACUUGAGAUGCAUAUUAAUACAUUUCAUUAAAGAGUUGUUUACUUCAUACUGAAAUUUCAACCUCA
This is a messenger RNA of Syngnathus typhle (broad-nosed pipefish), 2775 nucleotides long. RefSeq names its product gastrula zinc finger protein XlCGF57.1-like. Gene Ontology annotation, biological process: regulation of transcription by RNA polymerase II. NCBI's taxonomy places the organism in Eukaryota, Metazoa, Chordata, Actinopteri, Syngnathiformes, Syngnathidae. The transcript has 3 exons. The record is from RefSeq and is a predicted model, not a curated record. Gene Ontology annotation, molecular function: RNA polymerase II cis-regulatory region sequence-specific DNA binding; DNA-binding transcription activator activity, RNA polymerase II-specific. Bases 168 to 2300 code for a protein of 710 amino acids. Gene Ontology annotation, cellular component: nucleus.